AUGGCGUCUGUAGCGGCAUUCUCAGUGGUUCCGCCAGCUGGCGCACUGCCCACGAGACCUAACUGGGGAGCAGCAAGAGCAGCAAGAGCAGCAGCAGCAACAACAACAACGGCACAAACUGCAACAGCGACGCAUUGGCUAUCAUUCGAUGAGGAGACUCUGCAGUACACAGGCUCAGCGGACGGGCUACCAACUCCGCUUCCCAGGGCUACCAUAGGGCGCCCUGCUGGUUGGGGGGCUGCCGCUUGGUCAGACAGUGUAAACGACAGUGCUUCUGAAUCAGAAGCUGCUGCAGCAGCAGGUGGCAAGGGACAGGUAGGGGCAGGGUCCCCUGAGAAGCCCAAAGGAGGCAGCAACAGGCGCCCCAGGCUGCUGGUGUUUGGCGGCUUUUUCUUAGGGGCGUUGCUCGUAGCAGGAGCUGCUGGGCGUUGGCUACAAGACGGAAGAGGGCAACUGCAGCAAGUGCCGGCGAGUGGGUGGCCCGAGCAGCAGCCGCAGCAGGAGCAGCAGGAGGAGCAGAAGGAACAGAAACAGGAGAAGAAGCAGAAGCAGAAGCCGGUGUUGACGCUGCAGCUGCAGAAGCCGGCUCGUACGAAGCCUCGUAUGAAGCUAGACCACAUUCCAAAGACUCCUUCUUUUGAAGAGCGUUUUCCUUACAUUGGUUGGGUCCUACGUGGCGACGAGUUGCCUGUACAGCUGGACUAUGACGCCGAGAGUAUUACACUGUACGAGCAGAAUUUUGCCGAAGCAUUGCAGAGCGUAGAGCAGCGUUGGGAGAAAGCUACUAAGGUGACUCGCCGUGCAUUUUCGCGGCAUUUCUUGCCUACAGUUGGCGGGGGGUUCAUUGUGCCUGCUCCUGUGGCAUUAUUCCAACGGCAUUCGGAGGCUCUGAGGCUCAUCGUUCGUCCGCGGGAGAGCGACAACACGAGGCUAAAGCAGGUCUAUGCAUUCCGUGUACAGCUGCUUGCUGCUGUCUGUACAAAUGCAAGCGCAAGGCUAGAUGCUCUCUCAAGGCUUGAACAGUUCUGCCAUGCCAGCGGUGUAGGCUCGCAGCUCCUAGGCAUCCGGACGUUUCCACUUGCUGCAGAAGAGGCUGCUGCUGCUGCAGGGGGGGCCCCCGGGGAGGGGUCAGUGUCGUUUAAGGAGUUCGUGAGUCUGCUAGGGGGACGGCUUGUUGCUUUAAAGGAGCGAGAUGAAGAUGAAAGCAACGCCCCUCGGGUGUCUAGGGAGCUGGCGGUUCGGCUUGCUAACGUCUUGCAGCGCGAGGAUAUGAUGGCUGCACAGGCUCUGGAAAGCGUACAGAUAUUUCGUUAUUUUUUAAACGAACUUGGGGAAGAAUUUGCCUUUCCUGAAGCUGCAGAUCCUGCUGCUGCUGCUGCUGCUUUCGGCUCUCGCUUCGGGCGGGAGGAUCCUGGGAAGCGGCUUUCUGUUCCUUUCUCUCCGGGGCAGCGCCCCUUUCAUUUGGGUGCAUUUAUGAAGGCUGUCUCUUUGCAUGACGCUUGGGCUAGAGAAUGCGUGAUCUCAGCAGAGGCCGUGGCGGCGUGGGGAGAGCAAUGGACAGAUAAAGCAGUAGAGCAGCUGCUGCGUUCCCUGGAACGCAAGGACCAGCAACGCAUACAAGAAAGACAGGCGUUAAAACAAGAAGCAGAAAAUCUUGCAGACUGUCUUGAAAGCGCCGCAGGCGUACCCCUUCAUGACCUAUACACCCUGGCGGUUGCGCUGCUGUAG
Eimeria acervulina is the source of this 1728-nucleotide messenger RNA. RefSeq lists its product as hypothetical. NCBI's taxonomy places the organism in Eukaryota, Apicomplexa, Conoidasida, Eucoccidiorida, Eimeriidae. Bases 1 to 1728 code for a protein of 575 amino acids. The record is from RefSeq and is a predicted model, not a curated record. The transcript has a single exon.